Molecule: messenger RNA, 1932 nt
Organism: Cotesia congregata
Lineage: Eukaryota; Metazoa; Arthropoda; Insecta; Hymenoptera; Braconidae
Source: the annotation of a GenBank genome assembly
AUGCCAGUUGAAAUUAGAGCAGUGGAGUCACAUAUUUCCAGACUUGUGGAGCGACAGGCAAAAGAAGAUGAUCCAUCUUCAACAAAAUGGAUCAUUGUUAUAAUUGCCAUUUUAUUGCUAGUCGUAAUUAUAAUAAUAACUGCAGCGAUAACUAUCUACAAGAGAUCUGGAAAAACGCGAAAUGUACCAUUAAGUCAAGUUCCUAUGUGCCACCCAAGUUGCAGUGGCUACAAUCGUUUCCCUCAAGAUGUCGAAGACGGAUGGAUGUCAAGUAAAUCCGAUUUGCCGCUGGCCAAGUGCCAGAGAAGUGCCCCCGUUCCUGUGCUGCCUCGGUUAGAAUCUGAGCCGGAGAGAAAGCCAGUGAAGAAACCAGAAAAGAAACCGGAGAAAAAGAAGCCAGAGAAGAAACCGGAGAAAAAAAAGCGGCAAUCUAAGGAAAAAUCAUCCGAAAAAGUGGUGCAAAAAGUAAAGAAGGUUGAACCGGUUGAGAAAAUUGUAAAAACUGAAACUAAAGUUGAGGAAACUGAAAAAACGGUUAAAAAAGAAAAGAAAGAAAAACCUAAAACUGAUACGGAAAGUGAAGAAACUGAUGUAGAGCCUCCAAAAUUUAUUAAUGGUCCAGAACUUAGGGAGAUUUUGGAUCAACAUACUAGUACUUGUAGUUGUUGCGCGUGUCGACCUAAUCCAGAUGGGACAGCAGACGAGCGAACACUUUGUUCAGAUAAAUUUUGCAAUAAUCGGAAAGCUGCCCAAGUAAUGAACCGUAUUAAACCCUUCACCAAUGAACACGUAAGAAAAUCGAGUUGGUUCAAAAAUAGAGCGAAGACAAUUUGCAAAUUUCCGAGCAGAAAACUUAGCCAGGACAAGGAAAAAUUGCCGUUGACCUGCUCGCCGGUGAAUACUGCGACAGAAGGAUCGACUACUGAAAGUCCUCCGGUGACUAAACGUAAGUCUUCGUCAAAGAGUCCUCCACCUCUACCUCCGCCUCCACCUCCACCACCGCCACCGCCUCCACCUCCACCUCCACCUCCUCUCCCCAAGGAACAAAAACGAGAGUCUAAAGCCAAAGAAAAGUCUUCGAGGAUGGAAAAAAGCCCGAGAAAAAGUUCGACGCCAAAAAGCAGCUCCAAGAGUCCGUCGAGAAGUUCAAAAAAAUCACUCCAACCUUGUGUGAAAAAUUCUUGCUCCGCUAAAAAUUCGUCGCCGCGAAAUUCGAGACCUUCAAAAAAGGAUGACAUUGACAUUGACCAAGGUUACUACGAGUUAAUGAAUAAUUUUAUUACCGGAGCGAGUGAAUUUCCAGCUCCUGAAAAAUUAGCAAGAGGCGUUUUUACUAAAGACUUAGUUCUUUAUUCGAGUUAUUAUAUGAGUGAAAUGUUGCAAGAUUUUUUACUCGAGUAUUAUCAGCAGGCAUCAAGAGCAAAAAAUGGAAUGACCAGAGACAUGGAAAAUGCAGUUGAAAGAUUGACAGAAUUAUUUACACGGUCAACAAUUCCGCCUGAAGAUGACAUGAAGAGAGUAAAUAAUUUAUUAGAAAAAUUACUAAAGUGCUUACCGGGUAAUGUUAAAAUAAAACGUAAAGCAUUGCCGCCGUUACCGUCGCCCAAUCAAGUGGAGACUCAUCUGGGAAAUGAAGAGCUGUCAAGUCUUUAUCUGGACCUCGCUGGACGCAUUGACAGAGACUUAAAGAGUAUUCGUGAUCUUGUAGACGGAGUAUUGUUGUCUGGAUGGGAAAAAGCUAGACUGUCUUUCAAUAAAGUUCAAGAUCAGCUGAGGGAAGAUCAUCUAAAUCCAAUGCUUCGGUCAUUUUCUGCGGAAAUAAAUAAAAUAAAUGACAAAGAAGAGAUUAUCAAACAACACGUGACGAAUGGCACUUGGCAAGCUUAUAAAGAACUCAAUCAACGAGUUAACUCAGCUCUGCAAUCACUUUAA